UCCAUCCACAACUUUCUCUUGUGUUAUUUCUUGUGCUUUCUUUUCAAACACCACCAUGGUGGUUCAAUCCAAUCUUUCGACGUUGAACCAUUGUUCAUCGAUCGAAACACGUAAACCCGCCACCGUUCUCGACUCCAUACCGUCGAUAAACUUGAAAGACCCCGAAUCGAAAACUCACAUAAUGAAAGCUUGUGAAGAAUAUGGGUUCUUCAAGGUGGUGAAUCACAGUGUUCCAAUGGAGUUUAUAGCUAAAUUGGAAGCUCAAGCUUUGGAGUUUUUUAAUCUUCCUCAAUCCGAAAAAGAUAAAGCUGGUCCACCAGAUCCUUUUGGUUAUGGUAGCAAAAGGAUUGGAAGCAAUGGUGAUGUUGGUUGGAUUGAAUAUCUUCUUCUCAAUACCAAUCCUCAAGUCACUUCUCUUAAAACCCUCACUGUUUUCCGGGAAACCCCAGAAAUUUUCUGGUCAGCUGUAAAGGAGUAUAUUGAAGCAGUGAAGCUAAUGGCAUGUGAAGUAUUGGAACUAAUAGCAGAUGGUCUGAAAAUUGAACCAAGGGAUACAUUGAGCAAGCUGUUAAAGGAUGAGAAUAGUGAUUCAUGCUUUAGGCUAAACCAUUAUCCACCAUGCCCUGAAUUACAGGCAUUGAGUGGCAGAGAUUUGGUUGGGUUUGGGGAACACACUGACCCUCAAAUAAUCUCUGUCUUAAGAUCCAACAGCACAUCUGGUUUGCAAAUUUGUCUGAAAGAUGGGGUUUGGGUUUCUGUCCCACCUGAUGAAACUUCCUUUUUCAUCAACGUUGGUGAUGCUUUGCAGGUGAUGACAAAUGGGAGGUUCAAAAGUGUGAGGCAUAGAGUAUUGGCAAAUUCACACAGAUCAAGGGUUUCAAUGAUAUAUUUUGGAGGACCACCUUUAAGUGAAAAGAUAGUACCUUUAACUUCACUAAUGGGAAAACAAGAAGAAAGCUUAUACAAAGAGUUCACAUGGUGGGAAUACAAGACUUCAGCAUAUAAGUCAAGGUUGGCUGACUAUAGGCUUGGGUUGUUUGAGAAAAAAACACACCAAGUGCAAGCCAUUGAAUGAACCCCCCGUUUUUUCUUAGCUUUAAAA
This is a messenger RNA of Gossypium arboreum, 1102 nucleotides long. Its product is annotated as gibberellin 2-beta-dioxygenase-like. Lineage: Eukaryota; Viridiplantae; Streptophyta; Magnoliopsida; Malvales; Malvaceae. The record is from RefSeq and is a predicted model, not a curated record. The transcript is spliced from 3 exons. Gene Ontology annotation, biological process: gibberellin catabolic process; response to light stimulus. Bases 56 to 1075 code for a protein of 339 amino acids.